Messenger RNA from Electrophorus electricus (electric eel), 5092 nucleotides. It is a transcript of the gene cramp1, whose product is annotated as cramped chromatin regulator 1. Gene Ontology annotation, molecular function: chromatin binding. The record is from RefSeq and is a predicted model, not a curated record. NCBI's taxonomy places the organism in Eukaryota, Metazoa, Chordata, Actinopteri, Gymnotiformes, Gymnotidae. Gene Ontology annotation, cellular component: nucleus. Gene Ontology annotation, biological process: pattern specification process.
UAGGAUUUUGCUGUCUUAAACGUGGAGUCUUCGUUAAUAUGGAAUGAUCAGUCAGUUUCCGUCGUAGUUCGUUUGUGUUUUCUUUCCCAAAACAUUAGUGUGUAUGUCCUACACAGAGGUUUCUUGUUCUGCUCAAAGCAUGGAGUUGGUGAGUCGGAGUGUAGCUGGUACUUCGAGAGUGAACAGUUGAGCUGCGCGUAUCUGAAGCUCAGUCCAAGCAGCAGCAGGGAGAGGACGAGUCUAGCUCACCUCCUUCUUGGUUGGAAUAUGUUUAAAUUGGACAAGUAUUGGUCUCCAAAAUCUUCGGACUCAUGGUGAAGAGAAAGAAGAUAUCGUGCGCUGUCGAAGAGCUGGAAAAUGGGAUGACAGUGGGCAAUGGGGGCAGCUUGGGAAUCGAGGGAGCAAACAAACCAGCUGGAAAGCUCGAAGCCUGCGAGGAUGAGGAGAGCGCAGAGCAGGCGAACGAGCAGACGAGUACAAAGAGAGACGGAGAGGAAACACUUCAUCCAUCAACUACGGGUAGUUCCAAUUCGCCCCAGACUCUUUCCACCUCAUCGCCGAGCCCGUCCGGACCCCAGUCAAACCCUCCAGCUUUCAUCUCGCCCCCUCCCGUACCACACAGUCAGGACCAACAUCAUUUUCUCCGCUCCAGCGUGCGACCUCCGAGCAAGCGGAUCCGGAAAGAUAUCAAUGCCCCGACGGUGAAUGGUCACAGCGGGGCAAGAGCGAAAGGGGGUGAUACAGUCCCUGCUGUGUCUACAUCAGGCCAUGCAGGUUCUGGAGGAGGGUCUGGAGCAGGAGGGACCUCUCGCUCGGCCCCUAGGCAUCAGGCACCGGUGGAGAAAGAUGAGGGGGGAAACCAGAAACGUGCACGCAGACAGUGGGAGUCCUGGAGUACAGAAGACAAGAACAGUUUCUUUGAAGGACUUUAUGAACAUGGGAAGGAUUUUGAGGCCAUUCAGAAUAACAUUGCACUGAAGUAUAAGAAAAAAGGCAAGCCUGCCAGUAUGGUCAAGAACAAAGAGCAGGUCCGCCACUUCUACUACAGGACGUGGCAUAAGAUCUCCAAACACAUUGACUUCAAUAACGCAUAUUCCCGUGUACUGAAGAAAUCUUCACAGGAACUCUAUGGCCUUAUAUGCUAUGCUGAGCUCAGGAAGAAGGUUGGAGGAUUAAUGGAUGACAAGAAUGUGGCCAAACUCAAUGAGCUCAUACAGCAGGGGGCUACCACGGUUCGCUCGAAAGGCAGGAACCUGAGGAUCAAAGCCCCCAUGUGCCGUGCACUGAAGAAGCUUUGUGACCCAGAUGGAGUGAGUGAUGAGGAGGACCAGAAGCCUGUUCGGUUGCCACUGAAGGUCGCUGUGGAGUUGCAGCCGCGUAGUAACCACUCUUGGACUCGAGUUCAGAGUCUAGCCCAUAAUCCUCGGCUCAGGAUGGUAGUCGAGUUGCAUAGGAAGGUAUCCAGCCUUAUUGAGUUCCUGAAACAAAAAUGGGCCAUUCAGGACCAACGAAUUCUUAAGAGCCUGGCAGAGCGGGAGGCUCUUGAGGGUGUAGCACUGCCUGGCCAGUCUGAGGAGCUGUUCCUGUACCCAGCAGAGAGCAGUACAGUCAUCGCUCUGCCAGGGGUGGCCCGUGUUGUGCACUCUAAGGCCUCCUGCACAGUGCACUGGCAAGAGAGCGGGCGGGGCCGUCCGGGGGUGAGGGACCUGCCUGCUGCCCACAUCCUGGGCAUCCAGCCUGUGCGUGGGGCAGGUAAACCUGGCAAGGGAGGCUUGGGGAGUGGGGACUCAAAAAGAACCGAAGGACAAGCCCCUGAGGGAUCGGAUAGCAAUGCCUCCGCUCCUGGGGCAGAGGGCAAUUUAAACCUGGUCCAUAACACUAACACUCCCAUUCCUGUCACUUCGUCUACAACGCCGCCCUCCUGUCUAGGACAGGAGUGUAGCGCAUCUGUGACUGCUGACACAGUAAGGACAUCUCACACCCAAACCUGUGCUAGUGGCAAGGCUAAAGAGACUGUCAAUCAAGGAGAGUCUACCAUGACAGACCAUAGCAAAGAAGAAUCUACACCAGGAAGCGGAGCCAUGACAGAUGGAGCACUGCCGCCGCCUCCUGAGCCCACAGGACGCAUUGAGGAAGCAACCGGAACUGGCCGCUCCCCACAGCAAAUCCGGGAAGAGGGCUGGAGCUCGCAGGGCUCUGAGAACGUGACGUUGGCUGAACUUUACCUCAUGCUGGGCAAGCCUGGGAAGCUACAGUUGGAGUAUGAGUGGCAGCCCAAGCCCCGCCCCUCAGCCCUGCCCAGUUCUCACCGUGUGCUUCGCUGCCUCCUCAGACUUGUAUCGUCUGAGGUGAACCCCAAACCUGCUUUGGAUGUGUGCUCAGUGGGGACGUCCCCUCUAAAGCCAGGCCAGGAAGAACAGUCUCUGACGCCACCGGGCAAAGUGCAGCCUGUGGUGACCAGGAGCCCCAGCUGCGGUCGGCAGCAGCACACUGCACGCUCCAAGUUCCUGCCUAAUGUCACUGGCGCAGGUGCACGGAAUAUGCCGCGGCCACUGCUGGUUGCUGGGGGUGAUGGUGACGGGGCCGUGUUUGCCGUUCCAACGACCCUGCCCCCCAACAGUUCCCGCCACUUACGGAUGUUCUCUCCCAAUAAGGAGGCAGAACUAGCCUUCCGCCAGCAGUUGGAUUCCAUCAGUUCGGAUAUUUUCCUACUAAAGCAGAGGAAGGGCAGGAGUCGUCCCCUUAGGAAACCUCUUGUGGUGCAGCGAACGCUAUUGCCCCGAACAACAGGAGACAGUUCCCAGCAUGUGUGCUCCUUCUCCAUUCUCUCCAACUCUUCAGCUACCGGCACUGGUUCAUUUCGGCCCAUUCAGACCCGACUACAGUCAACACGGCCCACUCCUCUCAAACCCUCGCCCACUACAGUGACUCCUUCCUCUAAUCAGCUCUCCAGUGCAAUUGACCUGGCAGCGAAGUCUGCCGGCAUUAUCCCAGGCAGCCCCUGUCAGGAGGUGGAGUCCCCUGCUCUAGGGCCCAGUCUCCUGGAGCCUGAAGCCACAGCGCCACCAGUGUCUACUGCACCUGAGCCUGAACUGCUCCAGCAGGAGUCAGAGGAGGGUUCCUUGCAGAAUGGUGUUGCUCCACCAUCUCCAGGGGGUGGAGAUUCCCUUUUUGCCCCUCCCAGUGUUGCUUCCCUAUUGGACAUAUCUCUACCUGGCCCCCCAGAUGAAUCCCUCCCGCCUGGAGAGUCAAACACUCACAUCAGUGACUCUAUUAUUGAACUCGCCAUCAAUUCCGCACACUAUGGUGAUGGUUCGUCUCUUUCUCCUCCAAAACUCAAUGGCAGUGACAGAUCUAAGCUCCUCCCUUCGCCCAGUGACAGCCCUGCCCAUAGCUGGAUGCCAUCUCCAACACACGACCCUCAGUGGUAUCACAACGACUCAAGCGACUCCACUCUUGGUUGCCUGCUCUCGAGUCUGGUGUCCCCUGAUAAGACUCGUCGCGUUGGCAUGACGCCGGCAGGUCCCUCCAGUGGUACAGCUUUACUGGGUCCCAGCCUGCUCGACAGCAACUCCCAUGAUUCCUUUCAGGCUCGUGGCCUGCCUGAUGUAGUUGAGGUGGAUACUCAGCUUGCCUGCAUGAUGAGUGAAAGCAGCGUUGACCUUAUAGACCGCUUCAACGACCUCGCCAAAGAGCUGUCUGUCUCAGAACCGAGCCUCCCUCCUCCAGGGGUCUGAGGUGAAGGGUCAGGGUGAGGAGUUCUUCCCCUGCUCCACAUUCAGGGCAUUAGAUGCUGAUUUUACAGAACUCCUUGGUGUCAGACUUGACCCUGAAACACAAACGUGGGAUAUUAGAAUUACAGUUCCUUUGAGUGUGGGUGUGAGAGUGAGAGUGGUUCAGCUUGAUGGAAGUGCAAUAAAGACUGCCCUGAUCCUAAAGAGCCACCAGGAUCAAGUGUGUGUGCGCGUGUCUCUACCUGUCAUUAUGUGGCUGUUGUCUUGUGAGCCACGCCCAGGACACUUUCUAAAAAGAUUAGUUUACAAACCAACCUCAUGUACAGAAAAGUUCCGCCAUACCUGAACAAAUAUCGCCUCCUGUAAAUCUAUUUCCUACCUGUUAUGUCUGUCUCACUGUUUGUGCAUGCGUGUGUGUGUAAAUAGCCACGGAUGCUGUUUUGCGUCUCUUGGUGUUUUGUUUUAUUUUUAAUGGAUACUAAAGAUCUGUCUUUAACUAUCUUACACAGAAUUCUAAAAAAAAGAAAGAAAAAAAGCCAUAUUUGUGUGCAGGUGUGUAUUUAUCUCUUUGUUAGUACCGAGUGUCCCCCGGAUUAUAGGAAAACAUCAGUAUUUUGACAUUGAGGACAUUUAGGUGGUCACCCUGAAGCUUUUUUUUUUUUUUUUUUUUUUUUUUUUUUUUCUACAAGAUGUUGCAGCUUUUAUUUGGAAAGAGCCUAAAGAUUACAUUUUGGUUACUGAGGUUAAUGUUAGGUUUAGGUAUAGGAAUAGGGUUAUUUAGCUGCAGUAGGAGAAGACAAUGGAAAUCGAACCCCACAAAGUUAUUUAACACUGGUCUAAUUGACGUGAAUGAAGUGGAUCUUGAUUAACUUAAGCCAGUUAGAUUUAUUUAUUAAUUUUUUUAAUUUGAAAGUUUUCCAGCAUUAAAAACAGCCAAGUGAAAAUACAUUCCAGUCAUCUUAAUUUUAGACAGAAAAUACAUAUUAAUAUACUACCAUAAUAUGCCCUCUAGUAAUAAAAUCAUCGAAAACACUACAAACACUAAGUUUUAUUCUAUGUAUUUUGAAGCCAGUAAUUGGUUGGUUGAAAUGUUAUCCCGUGUUGAUGCUUCUGUUUGCCUCUGAUGUAAUGAAUGAAUGUUUCUGAUGUAAAUAGACUGUAACAGAUUACAGUAUUCACUGCGCUUUUUAAAAUAACAUACUGUAAAUUAUUUGGAUUAUUUAUUAAUUUACAUGUUGCAACGUGUUCUUUUUUUUAUAACUUACAAGGCGUCUAAGCUUCUUUCUGCUGUUUUGAAGAUAUCUGCAUUUGUAAAGGGGUUUUAUCCCACCCUGUAAAAAUAGAGUUCCAGAAACAAA